AUGGCGGCAACCAGCCAUAUGCAUAACUUGACGACCCUCAUCAAGCGACUAGAAGCCGCGACUUCCCGCCUGGAGGACAUGGCGAUGUCGUUAGAUGAACACGAUGCCCAGAAGAAGACCGCUGACAACUCGGCCGCGCUGGAGCCGCAAGCCUCUGAGCGACCUACACCAACCGCCCCUGCCGCCCCCGCAGCUGCUCCUCUUCCACCCCAGAUCGAAGACUUCGAUACAUUGAUUAGCAAGGACGUUGGGAAUUUCGUGCAACUGGGACAGAAGAUUGGAGGUCUCGUCGCAGAGCAGUCCAACGCUGUCCUUGAAGCCUUCAAGGCGGAGCGCACUUACCUCUAUGUCUCGACCAAGGCGAAGAAGCCAGAAAUCCAGCCUCCGGAGCUUAUGACCGGACUCCACACGGCAUCCGAUGCCAUCAACAAUCUUCGGGAGUCUAACAGGGCAUCGCCUCUUAUUGACCAUCUGAGUGCCGUUGCCGAAGGUAUCGUUGCCCUGGGCUGGUUUUUUGAUCCCAAACCUGCCGAUUUCGUCAGCGAGAUGCUCGGAGGUAUUCAGUACUACGGUAACAAGGUGCUGAAGGAAUACAAAGAGAAGGAUCGUACCCAUUAUGACUACAUCCAAGCGUACUACCAAAUCUUCAAAUCUCUUUCAUCCUACCUUCGCAAGCAUUACCCAAAGGGCCUGACAUGGAAUGACAAGGAUGGAAUAGAUGCACAGGAGGCACUCAGACAGGUCAAAAACAGCUCCGACUCUGCUGCUGGCGGUGCAGGAACUCCCCCUCCGCCUCCUCCAGUGCCGACUUUGAAUAUACCUGGUGGUGGCGCGCCACCACCACCACCACCCCCUCCUCCUCCCCCCAUGAUCUCCGAACAGCAGAGUUCUGGCGCCUCAUCUGAUAUGUCGGCUGUGUUCGCUCAGCUGAACCAGGGAGACGCUGUCACACAAGGCCUGCGCAAGGUUGACAAGUCCCAGAUGACGCACAAAAACCCAAGCCUCCGAGCUAGCUCUACCGUUCCUGGAAGCCCUAGCUCUAGUUCCCGCUCCAAGUCUCCAGCCCCUAGCAAAAAACCAAAGCCAGAGAGCAUGCGUAGCCGGAAACCGCCCCGCAAGGAUCUCGAAGGCACCAAGUGGUUCAUCGAGAACUUCGAUAACCCCGGAGACAUUGUCGAAAUCCCCGCCAAGCAGAACCAAUCAAUCCUCAUUUCUCGAUGCAACAAGACUAUCAUCAAAGUGUCCAGCAAGGCCAAUGCGAUUGCCAUCGAUAAUUGCCAUGGCUUGUCCAUUAUCGUCGACUCGCUCGUUAGCAGCCUUGAUGUUGUCAAGUGCUCCAAGUUCGCUCUUCAAAUUGACGGCGUUGCUCCUACACUGCUUAUGGACCAGGUCGAUGGCGCAACUGUUUAUCUGUCGUCCCAGAGCCUAGGUACGGAGCUCUUCUCUAGCAAAUGCACCGCUGUCAAUGUGAUGCUUCCUCCAAAGGAAGGCACCGAUGAAGAUACAAAGGAAUGUCCGGUCCCGGAGCAGAUAAAGACCUCCGUCAAGGAUGGUGUUCUUGUCAGCGAAAUUGUCGAGCAUGCGGGCUGAAAACACAGGCGUUAACUUUGGGCCUGUCCUAUGAAAUAUCAUGUAUCUAGAAAAGGUAGGGAUUGAGAGUUUGCUCGGCGCCUUGAUAUUGACUCCCGCAAUCUUCGAGCAAUCGUUCUCCAUUGUAGAUAGAUGGCCAUAGUAUACACAAUCUUACUACUC
This is a messenger RNA of Aspergillus nidulans FGSC A4, 1752 nucleotides long. It is a transcript of the gene capA, whose product is annotated as adenylate cyclase-binding protein. Gene Ontology annotation, cellular component: actin cortical patch; division septum; cell septum. Gene Ontology annotation, biological process: actin filament organization; regulation of actin filament polymerization; actin filament severing. The record is from RefSeq and is a predicted model, not a curated record. Gene Ontology annotation, molecular function: adenylate cyclase binding; identical protein binding; actin binding. The transcript has 4 exons. Bases 1 to 1590 code for a protein of 529 amino acids. Lineage: Eukaryota; Fungi; Ascomycota; Eurotiomycetes; Eurotiales; Aspergillaceae.